AUGGAGUCAACACUACCGUUGCCCUUCAUUGUUGAUGCUUCGCCCAACCUGAGUGGCGAGACCGGCCUGUCCAAGGAGCAGCUCGCUUGUCUUGGCACGAUAUUCUUCGAGGUCACCCCGCAGAAUUUUGGUGAUGUGAGGAGUUUUUUACAGCCUGGCACCUUUGCGUUCGAACCGUAUCUGGAUGUGACUCAACUCGAGUCUGCCGACGACAUAUUGUCCCUGCUUGAUAGUGGUGCCAGGAAAGUCUUUGUUAAACCGGAGCAACUAAAGGAAUAUGAGGAACUCGGUUCAAGGGUUGCGCAGGCUGUUGACGGGGCCUCUUUGCAGGUCUCAUCGACAGAGGGUGGCCUGCUCGUAAGCGGCAUAGAUGCAAGCGGCGAUGUUUCAACACUGGUCCAGCAACUCAACUCCAAAAAGGGCACACUCAUGUUCAUCAGGCCAGCAGAUGGUGCCGACUUGGAGCUUUGCGCAGCCCUGGCCCGACAAGUGCAUGCCAUUGUUAUCUUGCCGGCAUCUAGGCUGUGUACUUCUACCAAGGAUGCCACCGGCGGGAAAGUUCCGGUUUCCAAGCUUUUGGCAUCAAACUGGACAUCGGAUAGGGGGGACAAGCUGCUUCCCACGGUGGUCACUGAUGAUAGUGGAAUCGCUCUGGGAUUGGUAUACAGCAGCGAGGAGAGCAUCGGAGAGGCCUUGCGGACUUGCACGGGUGUCUACCAAAGUCGCAAGCGUGGCCUAUGGUACAAGGGAGCCACAUCGGGAGACACCCAAGAGUUGGUUCGAAUCUCUCUUGACUGCGACAACGAUGCUCUCAAGUUUGUCGUUAGACAAAAGGGCCAAUUUUGUCACCUUGACCAGUUUAGUUGCUUUGGAAACCUCGGAGGCAUUGCCAAGCUGGAACAAACACUCAAACAACGCAAAGAGUCGGCUCCCGCAGGCUCCUACACUGCCAGGUUGUUUUCAGAUGAGAAACUCCUGAGGGCUAAGAUCAUGGAGGAGGCCGAGGAGCUUUGCGACGCAAAGACCAAGGAGAACAUUGCCUUUGAGGCCGCCGACCUUAUCUACUUUGCCCUGACAAAGGCAGUUGCUUCUGGCGUCAGUCUGAGUGAUAUUGAGAGAAACCUUGACGCCAAGAGCUGGAAGGUAAAGCGUAGGACGGGAGAUGCCAAGGGCAAAUGGGCCGAGAAGGAGGGUAUCAAACCCAGUGCACCCAGUGCGCCCGCAACAGCUCCUGCGCCUGCUGCCAUGGAGGCAACUUCUGACAGGAUCGCAAUGAAGGUCCUCGACGUCAGCCAAAGCUCGGUUGCCGAAAUCCAAGAAGCCCUGAAGCGCCCGUCCCAAAAGUCUUCGGACGCCAUCAUGAAGAUCAUCGGCCCCAUAGUCGACGAUGUGCGCACCAACGGCGACAAGGCAGUCUUGUCAUACACGCACAAAUUCGAGAAGGCAACGUCCCUGACGUCACCCGUCCUCAAGGCGCCCUUCCCCGAGGAGAUGAUGCGCCUGUCUCCCGAGACGGCCAAGGCCAUCGACGUCUCGUUCGAGAACAUCCGCAAGUUCCACGCGGCCCAGAAGGAGGACAAGCCCCUGCGUGUCGAGACGAUGCCCGGCGUUGUGUGCAGCCGCUUCAGCCGGCCCAUCGAACGUGUGGGUCUGUACGUGCCCGGCGGCACGGCCGUGCUGCCAUCGACGGCCCUCAUGCUCGGCGUCCCUGCCAUGGUGGCCGGCUGCCAGCGCAUCGUGCUCGCCUCCCCGCCGCGCCAGGACGGCACCGUGACACCCGAGAUCGUCUACGUCGCGCACAAGGUUGGGGCCGAGAGCAUCGUGCUCGCCGGCGGCGCGCAGGCUGUCGCUGCCAUGGCAUACGGCACCGAGAGCGUCACCAAGGUCGACAAGAUCCUCGGCCCCGGAAACCAGUUCGUUACGGCGGCUAAGAUGCUCGUCAGCAAUGACACCAACGCCGGCGUCGGCAUCGACAUGCCGGCCGGCCCAUCCGAGGUCCUCGUCAUUGCCGAUCGCGACGCCAACCCGGCCUUUGUCGCGUCGGACCUUCUCUCCCAGGCCGAGCACGGUGUCGACAGCCAGGUCGUCCUCAUCGCCGUCGACCUGGACGAGGCAGGCCUAAAAGCCAUCGAGGACGAGGUCCACAAGCAGGCCAUGGCGCUGCCGAGGGUCGACAUCGUCAGGGGCAGCAUUAAGCAUUCCAUCACCAUCUCGGUCCGCAACAUCGAGGAGGCCAUGCGCAUCAGCAACGACUACGCCCCGGAGCACCUCAUCCUGCAGCUCAAGGACGCAGAGGCCGUCGUCGACAUGGUCAUGAAUGCCGGCAGCGUGUUCAUCGGGCAAUGGACGCCGGAGAGCGUCGGCGAUUAUUCUGCUGGCGUCAACCAUUCGCUCCCGACGUACGGUUACGCAAAGCAAUACUCGGGCGUCAACCUUGGCUCGUUUGUCAAGCACAUUACCAGCUCCAAUCUUACGGCGGACGGUCUUCGCAACGUUGGCGAGGCCGUCAUGGAGCUGGCCAAGGUUGAGGAGCUUGAGGCUCAUAGGAGGGCUGUCAGCAUUCGUAUGGAACACAUGAACAAGCAAGCCAGCCAGUAG
Pyricularia pennisetigena is the source of this 2598-nucleotide messenger RNA. RefSeq lists its product as uncharacterized. Gene Ontology annotation, molecular function: phosphoribosyl-ATP diphosphatase activity; NAD binding; phosphoribosyl-AMP cyclohydrolase activity. Gene Ontology annotation, biological process: L-histidine biosynthetic process. NCBI's taxonomy places the organism in Eukaryota, Fungi, Ascomycota, Sordariomycetes, Magnaporthales, Pyriculariaceae. The transcript is spliced from 2 exons. Gene Ontology annotation, cellular component: cytoplasm. Bases 1 to 2598 code for a protein of 865 amino acids. The record is from RefSeq and is a predicted model, not a curated record.